Myotis myotis is the source of this 5095-nucleotide messenger RNA. RefSeq names its product SERTA domain containing 2 (gene SERTAD2). The transcript has 8 exons. NCBI's taxonomy places the organism in Eukaryota, Metazoa, Chordata, Mammalia, Chiroptera, Vespertilionidae. Gene Ontology annotation, molecular function: transcription regulator activity. Gene Ontology annotation, cellular component: nucleus. The record is from RefSeq and is a predicted model, not a curated record. Bases 1967 to 3052 code for a protein of 361 amino acids.
GGCUCGCGGGCCGCACGUCACUCCUGCACGGCGAGUGCUGGAGCACGAGCUGCCGCUCGCUCGGUCAGGGCGCCCCCUCCGCCCGCCUCCCGCUUCCUCCUCCGCUGCCCGCCGCCGCCGCCGCCUCCGCCGCCACCAUUGUAUAAUGUUCCGAGCGCACAGGCAGAGGACGGCGGAGGCUUAGCUUCAGUCUCGCCUGCCGCCCGCUCCCCGGCGCCACCCUCGGCCCCCGGAGCCGGGCGCUCCGCAUGGAGCGGGACUAGCUGGAGGAGUGGGCUGCCCCUCCCGAUGCGCUAGUUCCCAGCGGGAGCUGCAUGUGGCUCGGAUUGCUGCCGCCAAGGCUGCUUCACUUUUGAGUUCCGUGCCCGGGUUUGCAUCCAACUUGCUCUGGCGUGUUUCUCAGUCUAUUCUGAUUUGAGUGUGCUGGGGUGUGCUGUGAGGAUGAAAAUACCCUCCUAAGAUCCCAGCUUCUGGACGAAAGAGAUGCGUAUCUUCAAUGCGGUGCAAACUCCCUUUUGGAAAUUCUGCUCUCUGUUGUGGUCUGAGGGCCCCUAAAGCUGGAAAGGCUGGUUCGUCUCCUCCCGAGAUCUCCUGUUCCUCAACUGAACUGAAUUGAAAGUACCUGCCAGGUGUCACUGAAGCAAGCACCACAACUUGAUGGAUCUCUUUAAGCAAUCGGGGAGCCCGUAGCUGUCUUCUGCACCCACUGCAGCUUUCAGUUCCAAAUGGAGUUGGCAUCGGCUGCUCUCUCAGCUGGCCUCCUCUCAGGCUUGCACACUGUGUGUCUAGAGCCGGCCCUGCCUCUGAGCAGGGGCCGCGGAGGAGCGGAGGAGCGAGGGGCCUCGCCGCCAUCAUUCACUCUGAGAUCACAGUAAGAAGAAUCGGGGCCCACUGGCCAGGGGGGCCUGAUGUAUCCGUCGGAGGAGCUGCGUUCUGUCAAGAAAAUUGAGCAGAAGACGUCUUAAUUCCACACAGUCUUCUUUCCAAUGUCAGCUGUCGGUUGCCAUCGCAGAAACGCUGUUUGUUCUUUUGUUCCUUCCUUGCUUAGACACGAAUAGGGAAGACUUCAGCCUCAGGUUUAACUGAGUAGACAGAUUCUCGGGCUUAAACAUGAAAUGACCAAUUGGGGGGGAGGAAGUCGUGGUUCCUGAGGUGCGGUUUCCUGGGCCCCACACCAGACCUGCUGAAUGAGAACCUCGGGGUGGAAGGCAGCAUUCUCUGGUAACAUGCCCCAGGUGAGUCUGUGCUCACCCACAUUCCGGAACUCAGGAGAGGCCGGCACAGGGGAGCGUGCUGAGCAGAGCCCUCCCUCUGUGCCCCGGUCCCAGGACUCCCUCAGCCGGCCCACCUCUCCUCCUCACACCCCCCCUCCCUGGCCCAGUUCACACUCAGGACCAGAGACACGCGUCUCCAACUUCGUGACCGUUCUUCUCUGGCCGUCCCGUAGUGUCUUUCCUCAUUCUUUCCAUUUACCGUUUACUUAUUCAGCAACUGUCUAGGGAGCAUCUUUGGUGGGUCAGGGACUGCCCUGUCCUGAGGAGGUGAACUGAACAGGCAGGCUGCACCCUCCUGGGGUUUACUGGUUGGGGUGGGAAAUAGACAUUAAGAGACCAUCCCACCUCAAAUACAAAUCUGCAGGCCUAUCUCCAGCAGUCUCUCCGGAUACUCCAGUCCAUAAUAAUCUCUCAGGUUCCUUACUGUGGGCGUCACUCAAAAUCUUGAAAUGCAAACCCCCAAGUAUCAGACAGCAUUACAGAUUUCUGAUGAGCUUUUCCUAAAUCACUGGGGUCAUCCCGCCGCGAUGACCAGCUGGAUCAUUCUCAUUGGAAAUGAGGUGCUUCUCACAUGGAAAUCCCUCGGAAAGCCUCUCUUCAGCUCUGGGAAUUCUGCUAAAUGCCUACAGGACUGAACGCUUUGUCAAUAUUUGAGUCCCAAGAAUUCAGUGAUUAUUUCUAGAGAAAUAUAUAUGUUGGGUAAAGGAGGAAAACGGAAGUUUGAUGAGCAUGAAGAUGGGCUGGAAGGCAAAAUCCUGUCUCCCUCCGACGGUCCGUCCAAGGUGUCUUACACCUUACAGCGCCAGACUAUCUUCAACAUUUCCCUUAUGAAGCUCUACAACCAGAGGCCCCUCACCGAGCCCAGCCUGCAGAAGACCGUCUUAAUCAACAACAUGCUGCGGCGGAUCCAGGAGGAGCUCAAGCAGGAGGGCAGCCUGCGGCCCGCCUUCACCCCGUCCUCCCAGCCCGGCGCCUCCUCGCUGAGCGGCGGCUACCGGGAGGCCCCGCCCGCCUUCAGCGCCCCCGCGCCCCCGCCCGCGCACCCCGGGGACCUGGCCAGCACUACACCCCUGGAGGCCUGCCUCACCCCGGCCUCGCUGCUCGAGGACGACGACGACACUUUUUGCACUUCCCCGGCCGCCCCGCCGCCGCCCGCGGCCCCCCCCAGACUCCCCUCCCCGGCCCUCCCGCCCGAGAAGGACAGCUUCUCCUCCGCCUUGGACGAGAUCGAGGAGCUCUGUCCCACAUCUACCUCCGCCGCCGGGGCCGCCACUGACAGCUCCAAAGGGGGCGCCAGCGAGGCCAGCGCCCCGAAACCCGAGGGGCUCCCCGACGGCCGCCCCGACGACCCCAAACUGAUGGACUCUCUGCCCGGGAAUUUCGAGGUCACCACGUCCACGGGGUUUCUGACGGACCUGACCCUGGAUGACAUCCUGUUCGCCGACAUUGACACGUCCAUGUAUGAUUUCGACCCCUGCACCUCCGCCUCGGGCACAGCCGCGAAGAUGGCCCCCGUGUCGGCGGACGACCUCCUCAAGACCCUCGCCCCCUACAGCAGCCAGCCCGUCGCCCCGAGUCAGCCUUUCAAAAUGGACCUCACGGAGCUGGACCACAUCAUGGAGGCUAAUUAUCAACUCAGGAGAGCAGUGGGAAACAGAUCAAAUUGCUCUUGUUCUCCUACAAGCAACCUCCACCAGGACACCUUGUACUGCUGCAGAUGUGUCAUUUCCUGUGAUGGGACCAGGGACCAUAUACAGGUGAGGGGAGGGUUGUUGUAAAUGCUUCCAGUGUUGCUGUGCCUGUCCGUUUUAAGAGCUUCCUUUUUCUGUGGAGAACAAGCCAGCCCGGAUGCCACGCUUUUGAUAACUGGAGGACCUGGUACACUCACCACAUGCUGCACACUUAUCCAUAUGUAUACGUACACAAUAGUGUUGAUUAUUCCGAACAAUAACAGGGUAAGGCGGUUGAUUUGCCGUUGUUAAAAGCUGAUUUACAGUAACUUAGAACAACUGUACUUUGGUUGGAUUAGCAAAUCGUGUGUUUAAACAAAUCCCAUAUGUUGGGCAACAGUUCAAAUAAGCACGGCGAAGUGUUGCCCAGACGUGGUCUCGGACUCUAGUAUUUGUAAGGCUGGUCUUGAAAAUCAAAACAAACAACAACAAAAAAAACGCCCCAACAUCAGGCAAACGCUUGUCAGCUCUGGACACCCUUGCCGUAAACGCUCGAUAUUCACGGUCUUCUGAGGAAGACCCGGGAAACGAGUGGCGCGGUUUAAAAAGAACAAAACCAUCAAGUGUUCCCAAAGCGAUGUCCCAGCAGGGAAGACUGUGAGCCGUGUGCGAUCUGCACGUCCCAGUCUGAGCUCGGCCUGGGGCGCGCCUCCCCCGUGCAGAGGACAUCGGGUGGCCUUCAGAGUCAGGCAGGCAGUUCGAGGUGCCUUCAUGAGAAAGACGUGCUGGGUGUGACUGGGAGAGGACACCCAUGGACAGUGAUGUGCAAUGAAGUGACAAGAUGAGAGCAGAAUAUUAAGAGCUUUGAAUUUGAAGUGAUUUUUUUUCCGUAAGUUAUUUAUUCCUUUUUUUUUUCUGUGUAAAUAUAUUUAUUUUACUGUGGAGCUCUAACAACAUCUGGAUCGUAACAUGUGCAGAAUGUAUGGUAGGAAUGUAUUCUCUGGUAGGCAUGUCAAUCUGUAUUAACAGGGGGUCCGAGGCAGACCCCCGGGUCGUCUCAUCAUAUGCCCAGUCCACAUUCAUUUGUACUCUCUUCUCCAAUGUGGGUCUAUUUGAAAUAUGCAAAAGGUAGGGGUGAGGGAUGUUUCAAUACCUCCAAAUUUUUAAAGAAAAUCAAGCAUCAAAGGGUUGAUCUUUUUAAAUGUUUUUUAGUAGCACUUUCUCUCUCCAACAGAAGGGGCAACCACACUGACACCCUUGUUCACACCACAAGGUGAGAACUAGCCAGGGCCUCCUCUACACCUCGAGUGUCUUUAUCAAUUGAGCUUUUUAUUGCCAUAGCCCCUUGGCGCGUCCCAACUGCCCUGAGGUCAAUCAAGGAAAAUUUCUUACAUAAAUAAGCUCCAAAGAGCCGAAGUAUCAACUUACGGAUCGUUUUUAAAGCUUAAAUUUAUUAACCACCUUUGUGGUAAACAAUGAAUUAUGAAUACCGCUGGGCAGCCUUCUUAAAUGACAGAUGUUUAAAAAAAAAAAAAAAAAGACUCUACCUAGUGUAGCGAUUGAUAUUUUCCAUGAAUUGUCUUAAUUUAAAAACCUUGCUGUUACAAAUUGGGCCUUCCUACAUUUUAUGAAAAUACCGAAAAGAGCAUAUUGGACCUAUUCUGGCUGUAAAUGGUUAACUUCCUGUAAUUGCGGGCGAACAGCGAGGUGUAUGUUCCUGCUUGUGUACCGUUGUCUUCAGUGCUUCUAAGAAUGAGUCUAAAUGUUUCUUGAAAAUUAGCCAGGAUCAAAUGCUAUUGCAGACAAAGCCAAUAAAAACCUUGGACAUCUUUUGGGGAUAAUAAGUUUGGAAGAGAAGUGCAGUCCAUGCAAGCAAACAACCAAGAUUUUGGAAAUGAUGUACAUAGCGACAUUUGGUGCAUAGUUUUUAAGGAGGAUUUUGUCUAAAGAGGAAGUGUAACCUUUCCCCCACAGACCUGAGAGCUGUGCCUUUUCUAUGCAAUAUUACAGACGUUACAUUGGAACCCCGAUGGCUGUAUUCACAUGUAGGUUUGGGCUGUAAUCGAAACAACUGGACAGAGGAAAUGUACAUGGAAAUGAGCAGUCUUACUUUUGUAGUUUUAUAUUAUACAAUAAACAGUUAAAAGGUGA